This is a messenger RNA of Chiloscyllium plagiosum (whitespotted bambooshark), 897 nucleotides long. RefSeq names its product putative G protein-coupled receptor 139. Gene Ontology annotation, molecular function: G protein-coupled receptor activity. Gene Ontology annotation, cellular component: plasma membrane. Gene Ontology annotation, biological process: G protein-coupled receptor signaling pathway. NCBI's taxonomy places the organism in Eukaryota, Metazoa, Chordata, Chondrichthyes, Orectolobiformes, Hemiscylliidae. The record is from RefSeq and is a predicted model, not a curated record.
AUGCUGGCGAUUGCUCUCCUUUCCCAGGGAAAGUGUGGUGUAUCCCCUUGCACUACUCGCUACCUGGUGGUUAUGGCCGCUUCCGAUCUGAUGGUCAUUAUCACUGACAUUAUACUGACGAGUUUUCGCUUUUAUUAUUACCCACGGUCUUUCCUGUCCCUCACUCCAGUGUGUAGUGUUAUUGGGGCCCUGUUUCGUGCAGCAAGAGACUGUUCUGUCUGGUUCACUGUCACUUUCUCCUUUGACAGAUUUGUGACCAUCUGUUGUCAGAAGCUGAAAGCAAAAUAUUGCAACGAGAAAACGGCGACUGUGGUUCUCGCAACAACCUGCUCCCUGUUCUGUUUGAAAAACAUCCCCUUCUAUUUUGCCUAUAAACCUUGGGUGAUAAUCAACAAUAUGCCAUUCUACAGUGAAACAAAGUCAAGUUACUAUACUGAGACUUGGUGGGUGGCAUUAGAUUCGCUUGAUGUGGUUUUAACCCCUUUACUGCCAUUCGUUUUAAUUCUCUUGCUCAAUGCUGUGACAGUCAGACACAUUGUGGUGACGAGUCGAGCCCGGAAGAGACUGAAGGUUGACAGCAAUGGAGAGGAUCGCAGAGACCCAGAGAUGGAGAGCAGAAGGAAGUCUGUGAUUUUGCUCUUCACCAUAUCUGGGAGUUUCAUCCUCCUGCGGUUAAUCAAUGUUGCAGAUUUCUUACUUUAUGUCAUUCAAGGAAUCAAUCCUGAUGAUUACCCACCCUUUCUAUAUCACUUCGGUAUUAUUGGUUUCAUGCUGCAGAGGCUAAGUUGUUGCACAAACACAUUUAUUUAUGCAGCGACAUUGUCUAGGUUCAGGGCAAAAAUCAGUAAUGCAGUAAACGACCUGUUUGCACAAAUUCCUUGUGCUAUGAAUAAAUAA